GGCAGACGUAGGAUAAACUGUUAAAGGGGCUUAUCUUCUUCUCGCUCUUCUAGUUAUCUCCUCUUCUUCCUCGUUCUCUUCUUCUCCAUCUCAUCUCUCAUUCCUCUCCAUGAAGCAACAGAGCAUAAGGGGGACUCCCGAAGAUCCGCCCAUGUGUAAGGGUGUCGCACCCUGCUACGUAGCUGUUGAACCCGCCCCUAAUAAAAGUAGACCAUAUAUAUGAAUACAAUACCACUCCAUUUGAUUUGACCCAACCAAACAAGCCUCAUCUCCAAGCCAAUCUUGCCAAGAUCCUCCUUGCAUUGCAUGCCAUCUCCCAUUUCCCACAUACACAAGAAGUUACACAGAAAAUCGAAGCUGAAGCAGAAACAGGGGCUGUUUACAUGGCACAUGAGAAUGGCCGUGCUUAACAGGCAAUAGGAGCCACUGCAUAACAACAGGCAACGGCAGUACUACUUCUACCACUCCUCUGUUUAGGAGCCAAACACCUUUCAAGGCUAAAGUCGUUUGAGGAGGGGUUGCUGCUUUGGUUGCCUCCUUUCUUGCUUUCUUGAUCUCUCCGGAGUUCAGCUCGUCAUGGCACCGUUGAGGGGGGCCAAGCGGAGGAAGCGCCAGCCCGAGAGGGCCUCGCCGGCCCAGGCGCCGCCGAUGCCGCCGCCCAUCGCCGGCGAUUGGUGGGGCGCUUUCUCCCCCAGGCUUGCAGCAGGACAAUUUUCCAAAGAGUGCCAAAACUUUGAGUCAGUCUUUAAGAUGUCGAGGAAGACUUUCGACUACCUUUGCUCUCUGAUUAAAGGGGACUUUACAAGAAAGACACAAAGCUUCAGAAACUUCAGGUUUGGGGACAAGGUGAUUCUAGGUGUGGAGGAUCAAGUCGCUGUUGCUCUUCUAAGACUGACCACCGGCGAGUCACUUUUGAGCAUAGGAACACGUUUCGGGAUGAACCACUCAGCCAUCUCAAACAUCACUUGGAAGUUCAUUGAGUGCUUGGAGGAGCGAGCCACCGGUCAUCUGAAGUGGCCUGACCCCGAGGAGAUGGCAACCAUCAAAGCAAAGUUUGAAAAGAUCCAGGCCCUCCCCAACUGCUGUGGCGCCAUAGACACAACGCACAUCCUCAUGUGCUCUUCAGCUCAACCUAACAGCAAUGUCUGGCUGGAUGGUGAGAAUAGGAACAGCAUGGUCCUGCAGGCUGUUGUCGACCCUGACAUGCGGUUCAGAGACAUCGUCAGUGGCUGGCCUGGGAGCUUGGAUGACUCUUGCAUCCUGCGUACUUCAGGCUUCUACAGGCUCUGCCAGAAAGGCGCAAGGCUGGACGGGCAAAUGGAGCUUCCUGGUGGAUCAGCAGGGUCAAUGGUCAGAGAGUACAUCGUUGGGGAUGCAAGCUAUCCUCUCCUUCCCUGGCUGAUGACUCCAUACCAAGAACAUGAUUUAUCUCCAGAGAAAGCGGACUUCAACAAGCGGCACGCUGCGACAAGAAUGGUGGUGCAAGGUGCCCUGGCCAAUCUGAAGGAAAGGUGGCAGGUUCUCAAGGGAGAGCUAUGGAGGCCGGACAAGCACCGGCUGCCGAGGAUCAUCUACGCCUGCUGCUUGCUCACCAACAUAAUGAUCGACCUUGAAGAUGCCGUGAGGGAUGGGAUGCCGGCAUCGCACAACCACGAUGACGGCUACAGGCAGCAGGUCAGCAAUGUGGCGGACAACAGCGCGGUCACGCAGAGAGACCUGCUGUGCCAGUACGUUAGCAGUCCCGGCAGCAAAUUGCCGGAGUGAUUCCGACCCUUCAGUUUCUUACUGUGUUUUUCCCCCUUUCUCCGACAUGAUACAAAAGGUACCAAUAGGCGAUACAAAUGUAAUGCGGAUUUCGUUUUUUUUUUUAGAUAAUGGAUUUCGGUUAUUUAGGAUAUGAACAUUUUUGGUCAUUGUAGACUGAAAUAGUGAAAUUAGCAGACAUGAACGUCUUUAAGCUUGUAAAAUCCGGCUUUAAUAUCUUAGCAUUGACAUGUCUAUUGGAGAAAAUUGCGGAUCGCAAGCAGCGUAGCAGAGCUGCUCGAUUGCGCUACAUCCAAGGGCUGUGAAGUGAAA
Molecule: messenger RNA, 2076 nt
Organism: Phragmites australis (common reed)
Lineage: Eukaryota; Viridiplantae; Streptophyta; Magnoliopsida; Poales; Poaceae
Product: protein ALP1-like
Exons: 2
Coding region: 577-1764 (395 amino acids)
Source: RefSeq, a predicted model, not a curated record